This is a messenger RNA of Prosopis cineraria, 997 nucleotides long. Its product is annotated as UPF0548 protein At2g17695. NCBI's taxonomy places the organism in Eukaryota, Viridiplantae, Streptophyta, Magnoliopsida, Fabales, Fabaceae. Bases 200 to 823 code for a protein of 207 amino acids. The record is from RefSeq and is a predicted model, not a curated record. The transcript is spliced from 5 exons.
UCGUCUCCAUCACUUUCAGAUUUUGUUAUUGUUGACUCAUGCUCUUUCUCGCGGCUUCUGGAUCCUGAGUCCCCUCUUUACCGUAUUUCCAAAUUCCAUCUGUUUGUUAACCUCUCUAUUUAUGGGAAUCCAGUCGGAUUACCGCUUCGAAAGUUGAAGUUCCUCUCCGCAGCAAUUUUGAUAGGUCUAUUGAACGCAGAUGGUAUUCUUGUGCUGGCAUCGACCUUCUCUCCAAGACCAGAAAGCAUGCAUCGCUAAGUCUGGCACUUUCAACUACGACAUUCAAUAUAGAGGAGCUACUGCUAAAUCUCUGUCUUCCCUUAAAGAAGAUGAAGGGUUCUCCAAAGAUGGAUUUUUACUAAAUCAUGCUCGAGUAUUGGUAGGUUCUGGUCUUGAUACUUUUGAAAAGGGCAAGAGUGCUCUGAAGAAUUGGAGACAUUUUGGAUUGGAUUGGGCAUUUGUUGAUCCAAAAACUCCAGUUCAACAAGGAGUGAAGUUUUGUGCUUGUGUAAAGGAGUUCUUCCCAUGGCUCAUGAUGCCUCUUCAGGUCGUAUAUGUGAAUGAAAGCAGAACUAAAAGAAACCGCAAUGCCUCCUUUGGUUUUGGAAGUGGCACUCAGGGUGGUCACUUACUGGCUGGAGAAGAGAGAUUUUCAAUUGAGAUGGAUGAGAAAGGCCAGGUAUGGUAUGAAGUACUUUCAUUCUCAAAGCCUGCCCAUAUUCUGUCAUUUCUUGGAUACCCCUAUGUUUUGCUGAGGCAAAAACAUUUUGCUCAUGAAUCUACCAAGGUGAUGCUGAAACAUAUCGAUUCCUCAAAAUCCUGAUUGUUGUCUACCAUCAUUUUCUUAUAUAGUUAAGUAUAGUUCUCUCAUGUAUUUGUUCUUAAAACGCUGUUGGUAUGCUGCUUUGUAAAUUGAGAUGGCGGAUGCGAAGCCUUGUAAAUUGAAUAUAGUAUAUCAUAAUUUUUACAAGAUGUGAACAAUGCGGCUUAGUUCAUA